Molecule: messenger RNA, 2093 nt
Organism: Malus domestica (apple)
Lineage: Eukaryota; Viridiplantae; Streptophyta; Magnoliopsida; Rosales; Rosaceae
Source: RefSeq, a predicted model, not a curated record
ACCACCAUAUCCAUAUUUGUCAAAAAAUAGAACACUUUGCAUUCAAAUUUUUUUUUAAAUAAAUUUGGACUUAAAAGGAGCAAACUAAGCGCGAACAAUAUGGCUUACCAUUGAAAAUUUCUUACAAGUUACAAAUACAAACCACAAACACAUGUUGCAGAUAAUUAUUUUCGACACCAAAAUGACACCCACCUUGUUCCCUCUCACCCUCGUUUUCUUGGAUUCUUGAAUCCCAACUUUCUCGGCUGACAAACUACCUUUCCUGAAAGUUCAUGUCAAUGAAGCCAUGCAUCGCGAAAACCACAGCCCGCUAUGUCCCCCAAGUACAACAAGUGCCAAUAGAUAUUCGACAACGACCCAAGUGAAGACCAAGAAGAAGAAAAAUAAAAUAACCAAUUUCUUCCCAUGCUUUCGAUCGUCUGAUGUGACUGUUUUGGAACUAGGACGACUUCCUAAGAAUGUUUUCACAUACAUGGCUAUAGAUGAUAAGGAACGUGGGGUGUUUCCUAAGGUGGUACCAAUGUCUUUAUCGUCGUCGUUGGCAACAUCAAAUGAUGAAGGAGAUGAUGAAAAAUGUCACUGUACUCAACAAGAAGAGAAAGGACGAUGUGGAUUUUCUCAAGUUUUAAAGGCAGUUUUGGUCAAAACAAAACUGCAGGUUAAGAAGAUCCAUGAAAGAAAAUUUGAAACGAAUUUUGCUAACACAACAAAUGAGAGUUCAAUUACCUCAACUUCUAAUCUAGAUUGGUCGGAGGGAGAUGUGCCGAAAGUGAUCUCCAAGAAAAGGUCAUACAUUGGCAUGGAAGAAAAGGGAGGUUUGGUUUUCCCGAAAGUGUCACCAAUGGCUUCACCAUUGCUAUGUAAUGAAGAAAAUAAUGACAAACGUGACAGUCAAUAUUGGAGAAGUAAAGGCCGAAAUAAAUUAUCGAAUGUUUUGAAGGCGAUUUUGUUCGAUACAUCUUUGGCCAAGAAGAUUCAAAAAAGAAAGAAGGGAAAGAAACUUGGAAGAAAUGAGAGUUCAAAGUACAAUUCCAAGGAAGAUGACCCAAAAGUGAUGUCUGACACUGCUUCUUUUUUAACUAAUUGUUCUAUCUUCACUUCAUCUUCUAUAAACUCUUCAUCAAGUUCGAUAUCGCAAACAUCCAAUUCAAGCAUCAGGUAUUUGUCCAAGAGGAUCAAAUCUUUUCGAUCAAGCUCGUCUUGUAAUUUUAAAGCCAAUUUGAGGUACUUGUCCGUCAAAUUUCGAUCAACUUCAACUAGUACUAGUUCGAAGGCCAAUUCAAGGUCUAAUUCUGAUAAACACAAAUUGUUUGAAGCAAAUAAAAAUGCUUCAAAAGAAGGGCAAGGACAACAAGACCAAGAUGUUACCAGGAUUGAGAAGAACAAGUACAAAAAAGUAUGUUACAGAUCGAUUGUGAGUUUGUGUUUCCUGCUCAUGGUUUUGUGGGGUUUGAUGUUUUAUGGUAAGAUUUGUGCCAUUUUAUGUACUUUGGUGUGGCUCUUCAGUGUGCCUCUUUGGUGUACAAGUGUUGGACAUCAUGGUUUAACAAACAAGAUUGACAAGAAGAAAUUCAUCAUUGGAGGGUUGCUACCAAGAGACACUCAAACAAUUCACUGACAAUGACAAAUUAAAGUUGAUUCUUUAAUUUGAUCAUCACAUUGGGUUCUAAUUAUAUAUAUAUAUUAUAUAUUUUUUUUUUUUGUGAUGUAAUUUUUUUUUAAAGUGAAAUAGAAAAAAAUUAGGCGAGAUUAGCUUUGUCGCAAUGGUCUUCCUAUAGGUGUGUUGGAGCAUAAAAACUCGGAUCCUCUAAUCCUCCAACAAGUAAAUAUUGUAAUCAUGUGAGAAGUCCAGAACACCAACUUCGCUUGCCAUCAAUGAGAGCGGGGGACCUGCAAGAAAACACUCUAACGCUCAAGUCAGUCUUUGUUCAAAAUAAUUGCAAGACAUUGUAAAGCUAUCAGAUACUUCCCUUUUUCCCCUAGGCUGGUGGGAUUCUUGGCCUUUUAUAGGCAUUAAAGUCUUGGGCUUCAAGUCCCACUUUCCUUCUAUUUCUCCAUGUUCCAUGGAGUGGGUAUUACGUUACUUGAUUGUA